This is a messenger RNA of Hydra vulgaris (swiftwater hydra), 4570 nucleotides long. The record is from RefSeq and is a predicted model, not a curated record. NCBI's taxonomy places the organism in Eukaryota, Metazoa, Cnidaria, Hydrozoa, Anthoathecata, Hydridae.
UUAUAAAAUUUUUUCUGUUUAUUACUGUCAUCAAAUGAAACAGUAACAAGUAUAUAUAAACAGUAAAUUUGUUGUCCAUAAAUUACGGAACGCUGUAUUUAGUUAACAAACAAAGCCAAAAAGAUUAAAAGAUUUCCCUCGCAGAGUACACCAAAAAUUAAUAAGCAUUUUAAUUAAAGUUUAAGACAAAUCCCAGCGCAAAAGAGCGAAUGAUCUCCUACUUUUAAAAUAAAAUUAGCGAUGCGUGUCAAACUCUUCUCUUUUUUAAAAAUAUUUUAAAUUUACAUUUUUUAAAUACCGUAAGAUUGAUUGGGUGGCUUUGGCCCUACGAGAUGACUUUAGCCCAAGCGAAAUUUUUGUUUAAAAAUGGUUUAAAAUCGAUACCUUAAGGUAUGCCGGAUGAUGUUUAUUAGCAAAUUGUAGAAAAUUUAUUAUUUAUUUAGUCUAACUUAGUUUACUUAACUCGAGUCUUUGUGAUAUUAUUGUAAAUUGCACUUUAGAAGAAGCACCUAAAAUCCGAAUUUUUUUAGGUGUGUAAACUUUUACAUCAAUAGCAGUACCUGUAGAAGGUUUUUUAUUGGAAUAUACACUGAAUUAAUUUUAAACCAUUAGUUUUUGAUUCAAUCUUGUUUAGAAAGCUUAACAGUUUAUUACUUUUUUGUAAUUGAGGUUAAAAAAAAAAGGCUAUCUUUGGCCCACUACAUAGUGUGAUUUUGGCCCGGGUAAAGUCACCCCAUGUAUUAGAGUAAACCUUUUUUAGUGAUCAUUUAUAGAUAUUAUGGUAGUUACUAUAUUGGACUGAAAAAUUUUGUAGUAGUAAUGCAAUAAAAAAUCAGUAUAACAGUUUGCAUUAGUAUAUCAGUAUAAAAUUAUAGUAAAAUUUGUUUAGUUCUUAGUUUAAAUAUGCCACAAAAUUACAAGCCAAAUCGUGGAAAAAGAAAAUAUGUUACUUAUACUUUAGAACAGUUAGACAAUGCAUUAAAAGAUUUAAAGAAUGGCUUAAUUACUCAAAGACAAGCAGCUUUGAAAUGCGAUAUACCAAGAUCAACAAUAAAAAAUAAAAUAAAACAGACAUCCUAAAAAGUAUGGUGGUCAGCAAAUAUUUACAUCAAAAGAAGAAGACAUGUUUAAGGCAUAUGCAAUAAAAUCAUCUGAGUUUGGUUUUCCUGUUGAUAAAUAUGAUUUAAGAUGCAUAGUAAAAGGGUACUUAGAGAAAAAAGGCGUCAUUAUACCUCAGUUCAAAAAUAGUUUUCCAGGUAGUGAUUGGAUUCGAUCUUUUUAAAAAAGAAAUCUAGAACUCAGAGUAAGAUUUGCAAGCAACAUAAAGCGAAAGAGAGCAGAAAUAGGAACGACUGUGAUUGAUAACUACUUUAUAAAUCUAUCAAAUGAAAUAAAUAAUAUAUCACCUGAUAAUAUAUGGAAACUAUGAUGAAACCAAUCUCAGUGAUGAUCCAGGUUAAAAAAAAUAUUAACAAAGCGUGGAUGUAAGUAUCCUGAACGCAUCAUUAAUUCUACAAAGAUCUCAUUCUCUGUAAUGUUUUGCGGUAAUGCUAAUGGUGUAUUGCUACCAUCUUAUGUUGUUUACAAAGCUGAGUCGUUAUGGAAUACAUGGAUAGAAAAUGGGCCACCAAAAGCAAGUUAUAACAGAUUAAAAAGUGGUUGGUUUGACUCAACAUGUUUUGAGGACUGGUUUUUCUCUUUACUUCUUCCAAGACUUAAGAAGGCUCAAGGAAGAAGUGUCAUUAUAGGUGAUAACGUAUCUUCACAUUUGAGCAUUGCAAUACUGGAUGCAUGUCAAAGCAAUAACAUAGGAUUUGCGGCAUUACCAGCAAACUCUACACAUCUCACGCAGCCUCUAGAUGUUACCUAUUUUAGACCUAUGAAGAUUAACUGGCGCAAAAUAUUAUGUGAAUGGAAGGAGAAAGGAAAAGGAAGGAGAACUGCUUCUCUUCCCAAAGAUGAAUUUCCUAGACUUUUACACCGUUUAAUUACCAACUUAAAUGAACAUGGGAAUGAUAACCUUAGAGCUGGUUUUUGCAAAACUGGAAUUUUUCCAUUAGACAAGUCUCAAGUGCUUUCACGACUACCAUGUUGUAAUGCAGGUUUAGACUCAACUACUGAUUUAGUAAGCCAAUCAUUUUUAGAUCACUUAUGUAAGUCACUGGAUGAUCCCUCAGAUGGUUCUAAAAAACCAAAGCGACGUAAAGUAUGUGCUGUCCCAUGUAAAAGCUUAUGUUCAACAGAUAUAUCAUUGUGUGUAAUAAAUGAAAAUAAUAGAUUAAAUUCAAAUAAUGUAGAUACACAUAUCAGUAUUAUAAAUACAACUGAGACCAACAACAUUGAUUUUGCUGGCCCAAGUACAAAUACUGGAACUACUGAGAGUUCUAAUCUAAUUUUUGCAGAUGUAAGUUUAGUUGUAAAAAGUCAUACAGAAUCUUUAGAUCAUUCAGCAUUUGGCAAAAAGAACUUUCAAAAUAUUGAUAAAACAAAAAAUGUUUGUAAAAAGGAGAAAUUAUUAAAUCUUGUAGAGAAUUGUUAUGUAACUGUUAAAUGCAAUGGAGAGUUAAAUCCUGGACAGUUGAAAAAAUUAAGAAAAAAUGGAGCAGAAAUUACUAUUAUGAAAAAAAAUGGACUUAACUGGAAAUGGUCACUACCAGCAGAGCAAUUUUUUUUCCCCAGUCUGAAAUAGUCAAUUUUAUUGAGGAACCAAAGAAAAUUUCGAAAAGAGGGAUUUAUUCAGUUCCAGAACUUUUUCACUAAAUUUUUUAAAACAUUGUUUUGUCAUUUUUGUUUACUUUAUACCUAAACUGCUUAGUUUACUUGGUACCUAUACUUGUUUAGUUUGUACCUAUAUUUUAUUUACUGUACACAAGAACUUUGUUACUAAAUCUUUUUUUGUUACUUUAUUUUUGUAAAUUAAUUUUCUUUGCUUAAAUAUUGCUGUUUUUAUUGUUGUUUUGCUUCCUUUAGUUCCUUUUUACAGGGUUGGGCCAAAGUCACCCUAACACAUCGGGCGACUUUGGCCCACCAUUCAAACCACCCAACAGAUACUUCAGGUAAAUAAUUUUCAAAUGGGAGACAGAUAGUUCUAACUGUCCUUUCUAUGUACUUCUAAAAGUACUUUGUGUUUGAGGAAAUAACUUUUGCGGGUUUCAUGCAAUAGACAUUAAGAUACAAAAUGGGCCAAAGCCACCCAAUCUUACGGUAGCUCUUUUAGCUAUUAGCAAAGAGAUUUCUUUUUUUAUUGUUAAAAACUUUUUUUUUAAGUAAAUCACUUCGCUUAUGGACUGAAACUUUUUUCAGUUUGUUUGUCGGUGGUUCAAAAUUUACUGCAUCAUUAUUUUGUUUUCUGUCAAGUCGUACCAUUGCAAGUCUCUUUUCGCACACACUUCUUGAAAGUAUCAUUUUUUCGCAUAAUUUCUUAUUAAUUGGAGACUUUAACAAGUUUUGACGAUGGUAUUUAAAAAGUUAUGACGAUGGUAGAAUAAACGGUACUCGUAAAUAAAAAUUCUGUUACAAAAGCUAUGAGAGAAAUCAGUUUUUAAUUUUCGUCAAAUAUGAGAAAUAUCGUUAAAUUUAAACUCUUUUGAGAUUAGUAAAAUCUAUUUCUAGAGAGCAGUUAAAUAGUUCGAUCUAAGAAUAAGAAAUUUGGUAUGACCUUCAACUAGUAGAAACUUCUAUUAAUCUUACAGUUACUAUAAUACCGUGGUGUAACAUUAUGGUCGUGCGGUACAACUUGUUUUCGUAAAGGGUGAAAAAAACUUAUAAAAAAAUCUUAUUAUUACUGACUAAGAUUAAUUACUUUGUUAAUAAUAAGUUAUUUCAUACAAAUAAGUGUUAUAUAAUAAAACUAUAUUCUAAACUAUAAGGAUUUUAUUCUAUGUAAUUAUUUUAAUCAAAUUGCUUUUAAAUGCCAUUACUAGGUUUUUAAAAACAUCGCAUUUUGAGGCACGUUUUCUUUUCAAUUCAAAAACCAUUAGUUUUUUAUUCUAUCUUGUUUUGAAAGCUUAACAGUUUAUUACUUUUUUGUAAUUGAGGUUAAAAAAAAAUAAGUUGUCUUUGGCCCACUACAUAGGGUGACAUUGGCCCGGGCUAAAGUCACCCCAUGUAUUAGAGUAAACCUUUUUUAGUGAUCAUUUAUAGAUAUUAUGGUAGUUACUAUGUUGGACUGAAAAAUGUACUUUGAAUAAAGGUCAAGUGAAUCAAAUUGCUUUUAAAUGCCAUUACUAGGUUUAUUAAAAACAUCGCAUUUUGAGGCAUGUUUUCUUUUCAAUUUUAAAAGCUCCUGUUAAAAUUAAUUAUAUUUUCUGAAAAAAAAUCAUUUUUUUUAAAAGAUUUAAAAAUAUGUUUUUUUUUUAAUUUAAACGAUUUAAAAAAAAUCAUUUUGUUAAAUCUUUUAAACUUUGAAUCACAUGAAUGAUUACGUGAAUCAUUAAUAAUGCCUCACCUUUUGUUUAUCAUAGUUAAAAUAAACUUAAAAUUUAAACUAUAUCUAACGAACGUUUAAACUUUUUUAGUUAACGAACAUGGAGAUUUUUUUAUAAAAGAAGACAUUGUACUGAUUUAAGUU